This is a messenger RNA of Cyphellophora europaea CBS 101466, 735 nucleotides long. RefSeq lists its product as uncharacterized. The coding region runs from base 1 to 735 and encodes 244 amino acids. NCBI's taxonomy places the organism in Eukaryota, Fungi, Ascomycota, Eurotiomycetes, Chaetothyriales, Cyphellophoraceae. The record is from RefSeq and is a predicted model, not a curated record. The transcript has 3 exons.
AUGCCCUACUCGAAGCCCGGGAGUCGUGCAGCUCAGAGACUCGAGGCUGUCGGUAAACAGAUCAUACCUUCGCCUGUUGACCAAGACCCUUCCACGCUGUUCAACACUGCUGACAUGGCGCUUCCAUCGACCCGCCGAAUCGUCACGGGCCAUGACGAGAACGGGAAAUCCAUCUUCCUCUCCGACGAGCGCCUGAAUCCUGCCUCUCCCCUUCACGGCGACGGCACCCCGCCAGCACCUACCGUCCCCGGCUUCACGCUCAUCGGCAAGACCAGCGGCCUUCCUGACACGUCCGUCAAUGAUGUCAGCUUCACCGAUCUGCACGGCACGCGGCAGGAUCUGUCCGACGAUGCUGGCGUCACCUGCCGUCUCGUGACUUUUCCACCCCAGCCCAAGGAUGUGCCGGAGGAGGUCAACUUCAUGCACCGUACGCAGAGCUGGGAUGUUGGCGUCGUGCUGGAGGGAAGGGUCAUGCUGAAGCUGGAUACCGGCGAGGAGAGAGAAGUUGGCGCGGGCGAGGUUGUGGUGCAGCGGGGAACGAAUCACGCAUGGAGGAACAGUUCUGCCGAGAACUGCCGCAUGCUCUUUGUGCUGGUGCCCAGCGUGCCGAUCAAGAACCGGACCACGGGCGAGGUGCUGCCGCCGACGGAUACGAAGCAUCUCACCACCGAGGAGGGCGCGAAGGAGGUCAUUGCUAAGAUGGUGGCACAGGUGGCCGCGAGGGGACAGCACUAG